GAGAGACGUUUUCCUAGCGGCCGCCGGUGCCCCAGCAGAGAAAGAGACUGCGCUUGCGCGUGUCUGUUUGCCCGGACCCAUCAUGGCGGCCGCCACCUUCACCUCUGACGUGUCCCUCUCCUGACUGCCGGGAGGAGCUUGCUGGCGAGGCCGUUCUCCUGCCCACACUCGGCAUGGCGGCCAAGGGGCCCCGGCAGCGGCCUCGAGGGGGAGGUGGGGAUGCGGCGGCUGCCGCUUCCCGCCAGCGAGAAGAAGCGCCCCCGCCGGCCACUGAGGAGACCAAAGCAGAGUCGUCUGGGAGCAAAGCAGGACAUGUCUGGGCCCCUGAAGGAUCUACAGCUUUCAAGUGUCUAAUCUCAGCCAGGUUCUGUGCUGCACUGCUGAGUAACAUCUCCGACUGCGAUGAGACAUUUAACUACUGGGAGCCUAUGCACUACCUCGUUUAUGGUAAAGGCUUCCAGACAUGGGAAUACUCUCCUGUCUAUGCCAUCCGCUCCUACGCGUACCUGUGGCUCCAUGCCUUACCAGCCUUGUUCCAUGCCAGAGUUCUGCAAACAAACAAGGUUCUCAUCUUCUACUUCUUGCGCUGUCUUCUGGCCUUCCUGAGUUGUGUUUGCGAGCUUUACUUUUAUAAGGCCGUGUGUAAGAAAUUUGGGUUGCAUGUGAGUCGUCUCAUGCUGGCUUUCUUGGUACUCAGCACUGGGAUGUUCUGCUCAGCGGCUGCCUUCCUCCCCAGCAGCUUCUGCAUGUACAGCACAGUAAUAGCAAUGACAGGGUGGUACAUGGAUAAAAUCUCUCUGGCGGUCCUGGGCGUGGCUGCAGGAGCCAUUGUGGGCUGGCCUUUCAGUGCAGCACUUGGGCUUCCUAUUGCCCUGGACUUCCUCAUCCUGAAAAGAAGGUGGAGAAGCUUCCUGAGGUGGUUUCUGGUCGCACUAGUAGUAUUUCUGGUGCCCCUGGUGGCUGUUGACAGUUAUCAUUAUGGGAAGCUUGUGAUUACUCCUCUCAACAUUGUCUUGUACAACGUCUUCACGCCACACGGACCAGAUCUUUAUGGUACAGAGCCCUGGUCUUUUUACUUCAUAAAUGGCUUUCUGAACUUCAACGUGGCCUUUGUGCUGGCACUCCUGGCCUUACCCCUGACCUCCCUCAUGGAAAGCCUGCUGCAGAAAUUUCACGUUCAGAAUCUGGGACGGCCUUACUGGCUGACGCUUUCUCCCAUGUACAUCUGGAUCCUGAUUUUCUUCAGCCAGCCUCACAAAGAAGAGAGGUUUCUGUAUCCCAUCUAUCCCCUCAUUUGCCUAUGUGGUGCUGUAGGACUCUCUGCCCUUCAGAAAUGUUACCACUUCAUAUUUCAACGUUACCGCCUGGAGCACUACACGGUCUCUUCAAACUGGCUGGCCCUGGGGACCAUCUUUGUCUUUGGGCUCCUGUCCUUGUCGCGCUCCGUAGCUUUGUUCAGAGGUUAUCAUGGGCCCCUUGACCUGUACCCAGAAUUUCACAGAAUCGCCACUGAUCCCACAAUCCACACUGUGCCAGAGGGGAGGCCGGUUCACGUUUGUGUGGGGAAGGAAUGGCACCGUUUUCCCAGCAGCUUCCUCCUGCCAGAUAAUUGGCAGCUUCAGUUCAUUCCGUCAGAGUUCAGGGGCCAGUUGCCAAAACCAUUUGCCAAGGGACCAAUGGCCACUCGCAUCAUUCCAACAGACAUGAACGACCAAAACCAGGAAGAGCCAUCCAGAUACUUUGACAUUUACAAAUGCCAUUACCUGGUGGAUUUAGACACUGCAACCGAAGCACCCAGGGAGCCACGGUAUGCAGCCAACAGAGAAGAAUGGAUCAGUAUUGCUUACAAGCCUUUCCUGGAUAGUUCAAGAUACUCCUGGAAAGUAUGAGCAAGGCGUCAUCUUGCUGUGGAGUCAACAGGAGCAAAAAUCUUGGUUUGUGCGAAAGUUUAUCAAGUUUCUGGCUGAAAGGUAGCCUGGGGCUGCUGUGGGUCUUUCAGUAUUUUCCCUCCACCACAGAACAUCUCGCCAACCCUGGAGAGAAGUUUUUUUUUGGGGGGGUGUAUGUGUGUGUUUUAUAAGAGGCCUUUUGGAGAGAGAAAACAGCCUCACCAGCAGGAAUGCACAACACUCCCUGGUGGGUCUUCAGGGGAAAAGGCCCUCCUUGACUCAGAUGGAGCAGAAAUAACUUGCACUUUUGAGAACUGUGACUCUGUUAAUUACAUAAUUUAGUGAAGCAUUGACUUGUGCGUGAGUGGGUUUUUAUUUUUAAAAAACCUCCAUUGUCUGUCUUGUCAGCUGCUGCCAAAACACAGGGGUUUGUGUAGGGUGUUUUUUUUUUUUAAGUUUCCUUUUCUCCCCUCUACGUUCUAGCUUCUUUGUGAAAUGUCUGGCUUUGUAAUGUUUCCAAAUUUACCAAAGUGCAGAAGGGAGCUCUCCUCCUCACUGCACACCUUUAGCUGUGGAAUACAGUGGCUUCUCAUUCAGUCUGCACUAUAUGUACUGUGAAACUGUUUCAUUAGUGAUUAAAAAUUAUGCUUGUACCUCUCCAAAUGCAGUUUUAGGUAUGGAAGGAAAGUGUGUGUGUUGGUCUCUUUCUGUCUUUCGUGCACUCAAAGCUCCAGUCUAACUGCAUCAUCCACAGUCUCAAAAGUAGAUGAGAAAAGUGCUGACAUGUGAGAGCAGCAGGUGAUUUAUUUCGUGAUGGGAAGGCCAAGGUCUCCCUUCUGAGGCUAGAGCUGACAUUUUAAGCACCCAAUGAGACUAUCCUGCACCAUGUACAGCUAAUGUAUCUAGCCGGGGGCCCUGAAGAAGUGGGAGGCAGCAGUUGAUUUUUCACCCUAAACUUGUGCAUGUUAAAAAAUUACAAAACAAGUUAUUCUGAAGAAACAUUUGAGGAAGCCAGUCCCAAAAGCAAAUGAGUUGAUUUUGGUCACUUAACCUUGUUCACCUGAAUUGUAAGGAAGGGAACGCAGCCACUAAGUCUUUACACAAAAGAUAACAUAACUCAAUAUUUCACGUGGGAGCAGGGCUGCAGGCUGAAGAUUCAUUGCCAUCAGGGUGGCCAGAGGUGGGACUGAACGAACAUCUCCAUCCCAAGACCAGGACAACAAACAGAGGUUGUGAAUCUGGAAAACCAGCGCAUCAUCCUCACAGGAAGGGCAGGAGAUGUGGCUGGGCAAAGCUGUGAAGAGGAGAAGAGAAAGGGUUGUGUCAGAAACAGACUUAAGGAGAGCUGCCAGCCUCUCCCGCCACAGCUGUUGGUCCCUAUUUGGAAACAGCAGAGGCUGCCUGGGAUCUACAGUGUGGUCUGAUUCAGAUGGUGAUUUUUUUUCUUUAACAUACUUUAAAUACUGUACUUGCUGGUUGCCCUUUUGGUUCCUCUAAACAGCACUGGCUUCUCUCCUGCCCACACCCCAAAGCUGUGCUCUCCUGUGCCUUAAAACAGCUGUGCAAAAGGCAAAAAAAAAAUUCAACCCUCCUUAACAGCUAGGAAUAUCUUGCUACACAAAGCAGGCUGCAUAAAGGCAUAUCGUCCUUACCACAAGAGCUUUUGCACAUUGGUGCAACCGUGCAUGUGUGGCCUCUAUCCCCAUUUGCUCAGUGGGGCAAAGAAGAGGCUCACGUGUGCCUUGCUAUGUACAGAAAGGCAGAGAGCAGCUGGGAGUUUUGUUAGUCACGAUGUCUCGAGCUGAUGUUCUGGAGACUGGAGCGACCCUUCCAGCUGGUUUAUGCAAUGCAGCAUGAAUCAUGCCAUCAACAAGCUCGGGGCCUAUUAUUAGAUUAGGAAACUGCUGCCUCAAUGCAAGAUCUGCUCAUAAAGAUCAGUUAUUUUUUGCCUCAGUUCUCAACUAGGGGAUGCUGGCCAGAGAAAAUAAGAGGAUCUUUGCUGCUUAGGAAUUCCUCUUCUCCUGCAGCUCAACUAACGUUUGACAUUCAAUCCAAAACUUGGUUGUUGCCUGAGUUUUAAUAUUUGUCACUAUCAGGAACUUGCAGUAAAAACCUGACUUUGCAUGCUUCAAUUGAAGCUUGGGUGUACACACACACACACACCCAAGACUUCUGAGCGAUCACAGUAAUGACCAAAUAAUCCUUUUGCAGCUAAGACCUGGAACCAGUAUUUCCUUCCUGCUAGUGGCCCAGGUCCACUGAUAUGAAGCUGACAUUGACCCAUUUAGUUUAGCAUUGUCUACACCAGGGGUUGGCAAGGUUUACCUUGCUUGGGCUGGUUCACUCCACCGGAGACCCCUCUGGGCCGGAUCGCGUGCGCGCCUGUGAUUUCCGGCGUCUGCGCAGACGUGGUUUCCAGCGCCACGGAAACAAGUCCCCAUGCUGCUCUGGUUUAGCGCUACGCAUGAGGACUCGCCAAGCAGGCGGCUUGGUUCGUGGGCGGCUCAAGGGCCAGUUAAACGACCCCCCGUAGGCUGCUUGUUUCCCAUGGGCCUUCGGUUGCCGACCCCUGGUCUACACUGACUAGCAGCAGCUCUCGAGGGUUUCAGGCAGGGUUACCUCUAGUGGAGGCUGCUCUGUUAGGGCUAAGAGGGCACAGCCCUACCUAUCAGCUAGUCUGCACCUGCCUAGCUUUUUACUUACAAGCAAUCAAGAGAUGUCCUCUACCUGCCAUCGGCUCUGGCUGCGCUGCCUGUUAGCUUUGUUUCUACCCUAAUGGUCUCAAUGGGCACCAACCACAACUGGUUCUCUCCUGACCCUACCUAGAGUUGGGAGGGACUGAACCAGGGCCUUCUGCAUUCAAAACAGAUGCUCUACCAAUGAUCUAUGACCACAUUUUCUACACCUUUUUUUUCACUGAGAGAAACCUGGUCACUGUAGGGCUGCCCGAAGGAGAUCUUACUAAGAGAAUCAGAAGUGUGUUUUACAAUAGGGUGUAUUCAGCCUAAUGGGUGAAAUAUUAUGUGUUCCCUUGGGGCUGCCUAAUAUUAUCAAGCAUAACAACAGAGCAGCUGCAUCUGGAUUACUUAUCGAAGUGACAGACCCUGGAACACAAGCAGGGUGGGGUUUCUGGACCAGCACCAAAUUCUGAGGAGGUUCCAGGUUGUCUCUACAGCAUUUCACACACCGGUUACAAUCUAUUGUGCCUGCUAAGCUUGUGAGUCAGCAUGGCAGGCAUCAGCUUGUGGUGCAGGCAUUAUACCGCUCCAGCAGAGCUGUUGCCUCCCCCAAAAUACCUACCUCCUGCUGCUCUAUGGUUGCAGGAUAAUGUUCUCUCUCCUUGUGAUGCAGCUUUUCAAUCUCUCAAAAAAGUACCAAGAUAACCCUCUUUGCUGGGUUGCAUAUACCCCCUGAGGCCAAGGGUGUGUGUCCAGGUUUUAAUGUCACUUGUGGGGAAACACUCCCAACUGCAUAGAAAACGUAAUUCAUCAAGAGAAAGCAUUGGGUCCAAAGAUUCGCCCUGUGGAUUUCUUAAACUCAACAAAGAAAAGGCGAAGGCAGCAAAAUAACACGCGAGAAAAGCUCACAGCUUCUGAAAAAUGUGUUAUCUUAUGGAUAAUCCUUUCCCCUUGACCCCAUUGCCUGACACUUUCCAAGAGCCACUAUUUCUGUUGAUUUGCAGAGGUGAAAUCCCAUCCCUCCCCUCAUUGGGCUCAUUAGGGGACAGAAGUAAUCUGGAGUUGGGGAACUAGAAGGGCCAGCCCUAAUAUUGGGUAGAGGGAGGAAGCUGCCUCAGGCAACAAAUGCGGAGGGUGGGUGGGAAGGAAGUGGUGGUACUGGAGGACAGAGCUAUGUGGACCAUGAGGUAUGACAGGUGCUCUUCAUCCUGCCUUCAGGUACAGCAGAGGAUGUCAACAUUGAAAAGCCACCUGCCAGUCUGUGCAUGGAAGGGGUUGUGAGCAGUGGAGGCUGCUGCAUUAGGGGAAAGGGGGCACUGCCCUCCAACCUGCCUGCCUUCGACCUACAAGAGCUCAGGGUGGCUCCACUUUCAUUGGCUCUGGCGGCACCUACUGUUUGUCUCCCUGCCUUCCACCCUACAGGCGUGAAAUGCACAAU
Molecule: messenger RNA, 6005 nt
Organism: Zootoca vivipara (common lizard)
Lineage: Eukaryota; Metazoa; Chordata; Lepidosauria; Squamata; Lacertidae
Source: RefSeq, a predicted model, not a curated record